UAAUAACGUGGACCGAGAACCCGAAUAAACCACACCAUCCAGCCUGGCCACAUCUAUUUGCAUGUCAUUCUCUCUUCCUUCCGUACUGGUUCUAUUUUUUUUCCUUCUUCCUCUCUCACUCUUCUCCCAAUAAGAAGAAUCACACCAUCUUCGCACUCUUGAGAAAAACCAUACAAUACAAUCUUUAUGGCCGUUGAGGCGCGUCAUCUCAAUCUCUUCCCCUCCCAACUCGUAACCAACCCCGAAGUGAUGAAUUCUGUGGAUGCAAAUGUCAACAUGUAUAACGGGCAACAGAUUGCUUAUUCUUCGUAUUUUCCGUUAUCCGGCGCCGUCACGGAAGCGGUGCUUCCUUCGUCGGUUUACAAUUCGCUCGGAAACGCCGUCAAAACUGAAAGUGGUUUAACCAACAACAGCGUUGUUGUUGUUCCUCCGUUGUCGAGAAAGCGGUCCAGGGAGAAUUACAGCUACAACGACUCGUUCUCGUUUCUCGGCCAAGACUUUUCUCUUCAGAUCCAACAACAGCAACUUGACAUCGAGCAUUUAAUCAUGCAAAGAAUGGAGAAGGUGAGAAUAGAAAUUGAUCAGAAGCGAAAGCGGCAAGCGAAAAGGAUAAUCGACGCGAUUGAGGCAGGCGUGAUAAAGAAAUUGAAGACGAAAGAGGAGGAAAUAGAGAAAAUCGGAAAGCUUAAUUGGGCGUUGGAAGAGAAAGUGAAGUCUCUGUGCAUGGAAAAUCAGAUUUGGCGUGACUUGGCUCAAACGAACGAAGCUACGGCGAAUGCUUUACGGCUAAAUCUAGAACAAGUGUUGACGCAACGCGGAAUGGUGGACGAUGGUGAUGCCGCAGCUUUGAUGGACGAUGCUCAGUCUUGCUGUGGAAGCACCGACGAGGACGGUGAAGAAAAGAAAGAGGUUGAAUGGCGCACGAUAAGAACGGGGUGCGCAAGUGUGAAGGAUAAGAAGGACGGUAGUUGCCGGGAAAUGAUGAUGGGUGAGAGUAAUGGAAGGUUUUGCAGGAACUGUGGGAAAGAAGAGUCGUGCGUACUGAUUUUGCCGUGCCGGCACCUGUGUUUGUGUACUGUAUGUGGAUCUACGGUCCACAUUUGUCCUAUAUGUAAAUCCUUUAAGACUGCUAGUGUUCAUGUUAACAUGUCUUAAAUUUGGAAAAUGAAAAACAGGACUAGACUAGGACCAUCAAACCUCUCCUUCUCAAUCUCAACCAUAUAUAUCGAUUUUUCAUAAAUUAUAAAAAAAAAUAGUAAAAAGAAAUCAUUUUGAUACA
Vigna angularis (adzuki bean) is the source of this 1279-nucleotide messenger RNA. Its product is annotated as probable BOI-related E3 ubiquitin-protein ligase 3. Gene Ontology annotation, biological process: regulation of programmed cell death. Gene Ontology annotation, molecular function: ubiquitin-protein transferase activity. NCBI's taxonomy places the organism in Eukaryota, Viridiplantae, Streptophyta, Magnoliopsida, Fabales, Fabaceae. The record is from RefSeq and is a predicted model, not a curated record. The transcript has 3 exons. Bases 187 to 1155 code for a protein of 322 amino acids.